GAAUAACAGUUUCUACGAUUCACCCAGGGGAUCCCAACCGUCGGAAGAUCUUCACAAACCUGUAACACAAAGAAGAAGCGGGAAUAAUCAUUUAUGUUUUUUCCAAAAAUUUCAAACUAAAAAUACACUUAAAAAACCCUUCAAAUUCAAGCUUCAAACUUUUAGAAAUUAAAUUCUUCCUCGAAAUCACAACGAUCUUUAGUUCCCACUUCAAAAUUUUCCCUUAAAUAUGAUGAAAUGAUCUGCUGAAUUUUGUUAUCCGUUCAAAUUUGAGUAUUUUCUUUGACUAAAAAUAUGGAUUUCCAUGGGUUGAAGAGGAAAAAACUUCAAACACUCUGCAAGAAACAUGGGAUUCCCGCAAACUUGAAGAAUAUUGAAAUGGCUAACCGUUUAGCUUUGCUUCUUAAGGAUGAACAACCCAAGAAGAGGGGGAGAUCUCGUGAGAAGAAUAUUGGUGAAGAAGACAUGCUGCUGUCACCAUGCGUUGAGAAGAAUGCGAAAAGGAAUAGGAAGAGUCAUCAAAUGGAGGGACGAGAAGUCAUGGGUGGAGGUGAAGUUGUAGUUGAGGGUUUAAUGGAGGAAAUUGAUAGGGAUGAAAUGAUCUCCGAAGGCAAUGGUUUAAACAGGAGAGUAACUAACAUUGAUGUUGAUGUUGAUGUUGAUGAUGGCUUUAGUUCUGAAGUUGUAGGGAGGUCUAGUAGACAAGUAGGAAUGUGCAUAGUUGAUUCUUCAGUGAAUGAGCAAGCACUAGAUGAUCUCAAAGUGCACGAACUGGACGUUGCGUGUGUAAAUGAAUCGGAGGUGACAGAGAAACCUGCUACUGUUGGCACUGAUUUCUUCCAAGACAAGGAGACUAUAUCAGGCGUUUCUGCUCCACCCGGAAGCCUUUCAGAUAGCAGGGAUCAUCAAGUAAACGAGAAAUGUCAUGCAGCUGUAGACACCAUGCAGCUAGAGGGCUGUCAAGAAGAAACAGACAUUAUACACAAGGCGCUUGAAGAUGCUGUAGCAGCUAUUCAGACCCCUGUAAACAAUGAAAGUUCAAUGUUGCAAAACAGUGGCAAUGAUGAAGUCGAAAGUUCUCCAAUUUUGUUUUUUGCAGCUGACAAGACAUUUUAUGAAAAAUCUGUGUCUGAACCAACCAAUGAUUUAGCUAUCAUGGCUGCUAAGGAUGCUGAAGACACAAAUGAUGAUGUUAAUCUCCAGCCGGAGGCGGAGAACAGCGUGAAUGAUUUACAAGUUCAAGAUGGUGAACCUGCAGAGAAAUCAAAUUUGGAGAAUGUAACAUCAAGUGAUGGCUUCAAAAGUAUCAGCAAUGAAAUUUCUGAGAGUGAACUGUUUAAAGAGAUAGUGUCUCCUGUGAGCGAGCUAGAUUCACACCUCAUAGAUGAAGAAACAAGUGUUGAUCUGAAAAGAAACUCUUGCAGUGUUCCUGUCGAGCCAAUGGAAAACCCAUUGCCAAAAGUUUCCCAUGCCCAAGACUCCAGCCCUUUCACCGCACAAGAGCAAACAGAUCGAUUUGAAUUUGACAGUUUUACUAUACAAGCAUUCAAGUCUGCAGAUUCAGUUGAAAAGGAAGUGGUAGCUAUGUCUCAAGAAACAGGAUGUGUCGAGGAAGCAGAAGGUGUGAGCAUUUGUGGAAUUGAGAGUCCAAAAUCCAAUAUUCUCAAUGAUCUUGAUGAAGCUCUUGGACAAGCAUUUAGCCAACAAACUUCAUCCGAGGGCUCAGUCAAGAAGGAAUUUGAAAACAUUACUCAAGUAGCAGGAUAUUUUGAGGAAGAAAAAGGAGAAGGUGCAAACAGUGGUGAAAAGGAGAGUCCUGAAAGUAAUAAUGAAAUGGAAUUUGGUGAAGCUGUUGAAAGAACACUUGCUGUGCAGAGCAGUUUGCUGAUAGAUGCAUCAGAGGAAGGCGGGUGUGAUGGUGGGAAUGAAAUAGUGGAUGUGUCCUCGAUGGUGGCUAUCAACCCAGUGUUCAGUGUUGAGAAGGGGAAUGACUCUGACAGUUGUAGUGGCCAUCUUGAAAUGGCUGCUAAAAUGGGUAGCCUGAAAAGAAACUCUGGUAAAUUUUCAUGGAGUGAUGCAGCUUCAAGGUUGAACAAAGAAGGUGAACUCAUGCUUUUCACGGAUGACCAAGAUAAUAAAGUACAACAAACUAAUGAUCAAGAGCAUGUGGAUGAUCAUAUGGAUCUUAAACAUAAAGAUGCUUGCAUAACUGAAAACGAUCAUAUAGCAUUGGAGGGGUCUGGCAAUAUAGAAAGAUCUUGUAGCAUCUCUGUGAUAAAUUCUGCUCCAGCACACAUUGUCCACAGAGAAAGCGGAAGUCCAGGUUACUCUGUGAAGGGAGAAGCAUGUGUUUUUUCCUUUUUCACCGCCAUUGAUUAAUGCAACAAGUUCGGAGUCUCUGAUUGGUAUGCAUGGCAUUCUUGAAAGUACCAGCAGCCAAAGGUUUGUUGAUAUUUCUGGUGUACAUGAGAUGGCAGAGGAAGUACCAAGUGAUCAUAUAAUUCCACUGCUCAAUCAAGAAGUGGGUGACGGGUAUUGUAAAGGGAAUUCUGGCCCCACAAUUGAAGAUGGUCACAAUGAUAUCGCCCAUGUCGGGAGAGUAUCAAAUCCUCCUUCCAUUAUCUCUGACAAUAAAGGAGACAUAUAAUCCAGAACAUGGUAAAUUGGAUGAAAAGGGAAUUCAGAGGGAUGAAUCUGCAUGUCAACCAGGCACGAAAACAACCACCUUGGGUGAGUAUCCUCCUAUCUCUGAAAAUAAAGGAGAAAAUGUUUCAGAAGUUGAAUGUGCAAUUCGAGACAGCCAAUUCAGUUGAAGAAGAUGGUAAAGUGGAUGAAAAGAGAAUUGACAACAAAGAAGAUGCUGAAUCCUCGUCGUUUAAUGUUUUUGAGAAUUUCACUGAUCAGCCUUUGAUACCUUCCUAUCAGCAAAUGUAUCCCAUAGAAUCUUCAUGUCAACCAGGCACGAACACAAGCACCUUACUAGAAACAGAAGCAAUGAAAUCCAAAAUUGAAUCUUGUCUAUUCAGCGAGUCAGAGAUUGACUUGUUAUGGGGAGAGAUUGAAAAUGACGAAGUCAAAGAGCUCGAAAGAGAAGCUUCAGAUGUGAUAUUUACUGUGAGUACAGUAGAAAUUGACACAGUAAGCACACACGAGCCUGCUAUUGAAGAUGAUAGGGAUUUGGUGGAGCAGACACUUGAGGAAGGCAAAGAGACAGAAGAAAGAGGCGAUAGUGUUGGUGAUGAGCAGAAUUGCAUGAAUUCUAAGGAAGAUGAGAGUUCAAUAAUCAGGAAAAAUAACACCAGAAGCAUAUUGAUCCAUGGAACUCCCCAAAGGGUAGCCCCUUUAAUAGAUGAUAUGAAGGAGAAUGCAGUAGCUCGAUCAAAAAAGGCUGCAAUUGGUUGGUGCAACAGCUUUUAAACCUCUAAGGACGGCUUUGGAAGACAUCAGCAAGUAGUUUCAGAUGUCCUGCAUUGCAUGCUACCAAGGUUUUAGAGAGUGGCAUGUAUAAUGAUCAGACCUCUUUGGAUAAUACUUUUGCAUAUCUCAUGCUUAUGAUGAUAUAAUCUGUGAAUGGAAUCUAGUUAGUUUUAUCAGCUGACUGUUUGGGAUGGGAUGAAGAAUAUACUAAUCAGAUGAUCCAUGUUAAAACUCAUUGUGGGUUUCUGGGUUGUGGUUUUUGCUCUCAAAUUUGAACUUCAUCAACUGCAGUUGCCAUGAAAAACAAUACUGGCAACAUAUUUUCAUCUUUAUAUGCUGUAUGAAAGCAUUCUUCUUUGAACUGCGUAGUAUAUAAGUAUCACAAGUUAUAUAUUAUUGCUAA
Messenger RNA from Spinacia oleracea (spinach), 3820 nucleotides. RefSeq lists its product as uncharacterized. Bases 295 to 2379 code for a protein of 694 amino acids. The record is from RefSeq and is a predicted model, not a curated record. The transcript has 8 exons. Lineage: Eukaryota; Viridiplantae; Streptophyta; Magnoliopsida; Caryophyllales; Amaranthaceae.